This is a messenger RNA of Xyrauchen texanus (razorback sucker), 3042 nucleotides long. It is a transcript of the gene tspan15, whose product is annotated as tetraspanin 15. Lineage: Eukaryota; Metazoa; Chordata; Actinopteri; Cypriniformes; Catostomidae. Gene Ontology annotation, cellular component: membrane. The transcript is spliced from 8 exons. The record is from RefSeq and is a predicted model, not a curated record. Bases 88 to 975 code for a protein of 295 amino acids.
GCGUGCUCUGCUCGUUCAGGUAGACGAUACAAAUAAACCAGGAAGUGUUUACAAGAACACGUUCAGCGCCAUUUACAGGCUUUAAACAUGGCAAACGAGGUCCGAUAUUGCGAGAAGUGCUCCUACAUCUUUCUCAAGUUCUCGUUAAUCUUAUAUGCAACUCUUUUCUGGUUGGUAGGUGGCUUCAUUUUGGCUAUUGGCAUUUAUGCAGAAGUGGAGCGGCAACGUUACAAAACCCUAGAGGGAGUGUUUCUGGCUCCUGCCCUUAUUCUUAUUGUUCUGGGUGUGAUCAUGUUCAUCGUCUCCUUCAUUGGGGUCCUGGCAUCACUCAGAGACAACUUGGGCCUUCUCAAAGUGUUUCUAUACAUGCUGUCUAUUUGUCUCAUUUUGGAGCUUGUUGGUGGGAUUGUUGCUCUCGCCUUUAGGUCCCAGACAGUGGAUCUUCUCAACAAAAACAUCCGUAAAGGCAUGGUAAAUUACUAUGAUGACCUUGAUUUUAAAAACAUCAUGGACUUUGUUCAGAAAACGUUCAAAUGUUGUGGGGGAGAUGAGUACAAAGGCUGGGAGGUGAACAUGUAUCAUAACUGCUCUGCUCCUGGCCCUCUAUCCUGUGGAGUGCCUUACUCCUGUUGUGUGAACAACAAGCCUUCUGAAGUUAUUAAUACCAUGUGUGGAUUCAAGGCCCUGGAGAAAGAGAGGUUAGACAAUGUAGAGACCAUUUACAUACGGGGUUGCACUGAUGCAGUCUUCAUUUGGUUCAUGGACAACUACAAAAUCAUGGCUGGACUUCUUCUGGGUAUAUUGCUUCCUCAGUUUUUUGGCGUGCUCUUUACCUGGCUGUACAUCACUCGUGUGGAAGAUGCCAUCGAGGAUUACGGUAACUAUAUGGAUGGUCUGCUGGACAGUGGACCCCAGGGGACCAAGAGCCAAGGCAAGCUGGCAAAAUGCUGCAAAUGCAUGCCUUUGAUUGAUUGAGUGCAAUCCUUUACAAGAAAGUUUUACAUUGGAUGGAACACAUUUGCAGUGGUUGAAUUUGAUUGUUUGUAGUUCUACAAAACACAACAGUAAUGUUACUUUCAUAAUAUCUGCUACAGAUACACUGGCCAAGAUAGUCCUAUUUCUUCUGCCAAUACAAACUUUUUGUACAUUACACUCAGGAUUCAUUAUUACAACAAGCCUAAAAUGGGUAGUCCAAAAAAAGUGAACUCGUCAGAAUUCAAUGUUAGGAGUGACCUCUUGUCUCAUUCUCUCAGGAUCAUUCUACUACUGUAUUUAAGGCCUUAAGUACACUAAAUAUGCCAUAUAUUUUCUUGACACCAGGUUUUUUUUAACUUAUGUUGACUGUAAUUGCAGUCUCGGUACCUUUUGAAACUGAUUUGAAAAUUGGCACCCUGUCAUUCUCGAGUGAACAGUGCAGGCCUUUUUCCAACUCAAAUAUUGCUCUUUGUGUGGGAGAACCUGUAAGGCCUUGAGAACUGCAGCCACAAUGAUCUCAAUAAGAGGGCUAUCUUUUUUUAUUUGUAGUACAUUUGAACAUUAAAUUGAAUAAAUGCGUACCACAAAACACUUGUAGAGUACACUGAAAAGCUUUGUAAAUCCAAUCCUUUAGUCAUUUUCUACUGUAAAAACAUUUUAGUUUUCUAAAGUAUGUGCUUUUAAUAUUUUUUUAAUUAUAGUCUUUUUUCUGUUCAUAAUAUCAUAACCAUUAUUGCCUCAAAUUGUCCACAACUAUUGAAAGGGGUUUGGUUUAUUAAUUUUCAUAAUGAUACUGCUCAUUAUGGGCUGCAUUAUUAUUGUUUAUAUUUUGAGCAUCUUAAAUAUGUAAUAUUUAGGUUUUAUCCAAGUCUUUAUUGGUCGUAACAUAUGGCAAAUCAGAGCAUGUGUACCUUUUUAUCUUACUCUUUUAGUUUCUUAAUAACUUAUUUUGUAUUGUAAAAUGGUGAUGGCUUUAUAUUGUAUUUCCCUUAUUGUCUACUGUAUAUUUUUUGUUGUUGUUUCUUUUUUCUAUGAACAUAGAAUCCAGGUAAAUAGUACACUUAACAUCUGACCUGUAUUUAUUUUAAAUGUAUAUGAGCCUUUUGCCAUUACUUGACAGCAGAGCCAUGAGAUUGCAUAUUUAUUUCAAGUUUGCUACUGAAAAUGUUGGCAUAUUACUUUAAGAUUAUGCAAAGUGCACUAAAUAAUGCAUUAGUUUCAGUGUUGUUAUGCAAUCAAAGAUAGCUGUAAACAAACAGGUUGAAGUUAAUGUUGUAAAAUUAUUUUUUCUUGUUUUUUGGACUUUUCUGAUGCCUUAUGGUUUCUAUGUGUUAGUACUGACCUCACUGAUAAAGUAUGAUCAACACAGUGAGUGUUUUGCUAAAUGAAUGAAUGAAUAAAUGAUGUUUACAGAACUGUGCAUGCUGCCUCUUUAGUGGAUUUUCUUAUUUAUUCUCCAUCAUGCUGGUUUGGCUGUGCAUGGGGGCUGCCCCACUCUGAAUAUUUCACUCGGGGAUGGGGAGAUACAAUAAAUAUGUUACUGCAAUGGUCUGGUUUUUCCAUCUUUUUUUUUUUUUUUUUUUUGCCAUUUGCACCAUCUUUUUACAGUGAAGCCUUUACAACUCAAUUACUAACUAAAGGUUAAGAUUAGAAAGAAGAUAUGACAAAUGUUCAAAGGAGAAAAAGUUAUGGGCUUAUAAAUGUGUAUUUCACACAUCAAGGCACAUACAAGUUUUUUAGUACUCAAUUAUGACCAGAGUCUGUCUACUGUCUGUACUAGAAUGUGUAUGUAAUGAAAUUUCAGACGUUUAUCAUUUAUUUCCUUUGUGCUGUAAUAUGCUAUACAUGAGAAAUUUGUCAAUUGGAAGUAUUUGAAAAUCCUUUGCAAAACCAUAAACCUUUUGUACAGAACAUUUGACUUAACAUUUUGUGACUGAAUCUAGUCUGUCUAAAAUUGUAUUUAUGUUAGCAGUCCAAAUGGCACACGCAGAAUGUUAUUUAUUUAUCGAAAUCAAUGUGAUGAUAAAAGCUCGUUGUGAACCGUUAUUUUGUAAAUAAAUGAACUGA